Molecule: messenger RNA, 766 nt
Organism: Lucilia sericata (common green bottle fly)
Lineage: Eukaryota; Metazoa; Arthropoda; Insecta; Diptera; Calliphoridae
Product: carbohydrate sulfotransferase 11-like
Exons: 2
Biological process (GO): carbohydrate biosynthetic process
Cellular component (GO): membrane
Molecular function (GO): sulfotransferase activity
Source: RefSeq, a predicted model, not a curated record
GUAGCCUGUACAAAUUGGAAACGUGUUUUGAUGAUACUAAAUGGCAGCUGGAGAAAUGGUACCGAUCCUUUGCAAAUACCUGGCUCUUUGGCUCACUCAACGGGCAUGUUUGAUAAAUUUAGUUCAUUAAAUGAAACGGAAAAACAAGAAGUUCUUUCAGAUUAUACCAGAUUUGUAUUUGUACGACAUCCUUUUGAAAGAUUGUUAUCGGCUUAUCGCAAUAAAUUGGAGGGUGAUACCGCUAGUGCUCGUUAUUUCCAGAGAAGAGUGGGAAAACAAAUUGUUAAAGCAUUUCGUGUAGAUGCUAGCAAUCAUUCUUUGGAAUUUGGAAAUGAUGUAUCAUUUGCAGAAUUUGUACAAUAUCUGCUAACGCCAGAAGUUAGUUUAAGUAAUCAAUCAUCAUACAAUGAACAUUGGGAACCCAUUUCGAAACUAUGUAAUCCUUGUGUCAUGAAAUAUAAUGUAAUAGGCAAAUAUGAAACCUUAUUGGAUGAUUCUGCAUUGGCUCUCUACUUAACCGGUGCCGAGAAUAUGACAUUCCCCACCGGCCACAAACCCUCGAAUACUCGUGCUCAUUUACGAGAAUAUUUUGAUCCUCUACCCAUAAGUGCCAUUCGUCAUUUGUACGAAGUUUACGCCGAUGAUUUUAAAUUAUUCGAUUAUGGUCUAGAUGAUGUUUUAGGUUUCGAAUUUGGUUAAUGAAAGCUCUAACUGUUAAUCAUAGUGUUUAAUUGAAAUUUAAUGAAAUUAUUUUAUAUUUAAGGUU